GGCGCGCGCACGCCGCCCGGCGUCCUCGCUCCCGGGGCGUCGCCCCGCGUGCGCCGGAGUCGCCGAGGCCACCCCCGGCACCGGAAGUGACCCUGGCGGGUUUGCCUUCAAAUUCUUGCUUACAGUUGAGCAUGAGUCUUCUUAUGAUUAGUGAGAAUGUAAAAUUGGCUCGUGAAUAUGCGUUGCUGGGAAACUAUGACUCCGCGAUGGUGUAUUAUCAGGGAGUUCUUGACCAAAUGAACAAGUAUCUAUACUCAGUCAAAGAUACGUACCUCCAACAGAAAUGGCAACAGGUUUGGCAGGAAAUAAAUGUGGAAGCUAAACAUGUUAAGGAUAUCAUGAAAACACUAGAGAGCUUUAAAUUAGACAGCACUCCAUUGAAAGCUGCACAGCAUGAGCUUCCCGCUUCUGAGGGAGAAGUCUGGUCCUUGCCUGUACCUGUUGAACGAAGACCCUCACCAGGUCCUAGAAAACGCCAGUCUUCUCAAAGCAGUGACCCUAAACCACACAGUAACCGUCCAAGUACAACUGUCAGAGUUCACCGUCCAUCUGCACAUAAUCUUCACAAUGACAGAGGGAAAGCUGUUCGUUGUCGAGAAAAGAAAGAACAGAAUAAAGGAAGAGAGGAAAAGAGCAAAUCACCUGCUGCAGUGACAGAACCAGAGACAAAUAAAUUUGAUAGUACUGGAUAUGAUAAAGAUUUAGUAGAAGCUUUGGAGAGAGAUAUAAUUUCUCAGAAUCCCAAUGUUCGAUGGGAUGAUAUCGCUGAUUUGGUAGAAGCUAAGAAGUUGCUUAAGGAAGCUGUGGUGUUACCAAUGUGGAUGCCAGAGUUCUUUAAGGGCAUUAGGAGACCAUGGAAAGGAGUGUUGAUGGUUGGCCCGCCCGGCACGGGAAAGACCCUCCUUGCUAAAGCAGUAGCUACAGAAUGCAAGACAACAUUCUUCAAUGUCUCUUCAUCAACGCUGACUUCCAAAUACAGAGGAGAGUCGGAGAAGCUUGUUCGUCUUCUGUUCGAAAUGGCUCGAUUUUAUUCUCCAGCCACCAUAUUUAUUGAUGAGAUUGAUUCCAUUUGUAGUCGCAGAGGGACUUCUGAAGAGCACGAAGCAAGCAGAAGGGUGAAAGCCGAGCUGCUGGUUCAGAUGGACGGUGUUGGAGGUGCUUCUGAAAAUGAUGACCCUUCCAAAAUGGUUAUGGUUCUGGCAGCCACUAAUUUUCCCUGGGAUAUUGAUGAGGCUCUAAGACGACGUCUUGAGAAAAGAAUCUACAUUCCAUUACCGUCAGCAAAAGGCAGGGAGGAGCUACUACGAAUUAGUCUCCGUGAGCUGGAAUUGGCCGAUGAUGUUGACCUUGCAAGUAUAGCAGAAAACAUGGAAGGUUAUUCAGGUGCAGACAUUACCAACGUGUGCAGGGAUGCGUCCUUGAUGGCAAUGAGAAGGCGUAUUGAAGGUUUGACCCCAGAAGAAAUCCGAAAUCUUUCAAGAGAAGAAAUGCACAUGCCUACAACUAUGGAGGAUUUUGAAAUGGCUUUAAAAAAGGUUUCUAAGUCAGUAUCUGCUGCAGACAUUGAAAGAUACGAGAAAUGGAUAUUUGAGUUUGGAUCAUGCUAAGUUCUCACAUGUAAACUGUGAGAAAUCUGCCUUAAGUGUUUGAAUAAUUAAAUGUAGUAUUUCAUUGCACUGAGUGCUAUAUUUUUUUAAACUUUCAUAAUGGUAAGAUUAAAAAAAAACUUAUGAUUCUGAAUAAAGGCAAUUUUUUAAAGCUCCAAGCAGCCUGUUUUACUUUAGCAUUACUUGGUUUCUCGUUCACUGACCACAAAUGUUGCAACACAAAUGCUAUUACUUAGUUUGGAAAACCAUCUUUAUCCACAUUUCUCAGUAUAGCAUCUUCAUCUGUGGUUGCUCUUCCUUCUAGGGAGUAAGACUGGAUCCAGCUUCUCGGCUGCUGGUUGAAAACUCUAGAUUCCUGAACAUUUUUACACAAGUAGCCAAUUGAAACAUGAACCGCACCCAGUGUGCCUUCCUGCCUGCUUUCUGUUAACGGUAACUUCCAUUUCCUGGGAGAUCUUUAAAGACCCUUCAUUUUAUCUACAUACAACGUUACCUGAUUUUAUUCUGCCUACAUAAGCGAGGCUGCACUACAGGCAAGUAGCUGUUUCUAAGCCGGUGCUGCUCGCUGUACUCCAAUGAAAUGCAUUGACCCAUUCAUUCAAGGAUACUAAGCAUAAUUCGAAUAAUAGUUAAUGGUGUAAAUAAAAGUUAAAUGAAAUACGAGUUAAUGGUAUAAAAUUUUAGGUAAGAUUUCCAUUUCUGAUUGCUUGUAAAAAAAAAAAAAACACAAAACAAUUUAUUGUAUCAUCCCAACCAUAGAAAACAGAGCCUCAAGGAGAUUGAGUGUCUUGCCAUCGUCCCAAGUCCCACUGGUAAAGUGAAAAGGCAGGACAGGAAUCUGCUGACUGCAGAGCCUCCAACUGGCCAUGUAGCCUCCUACACUGUCCUCCAUGCUAGAAUCUGUAAGCUUAUGCUCAGGGGAUGGGAUAGACUCUGUCAUUGUGUGGAAUUAGAAGUGGUGACUUCUAGCAAUUAAGAGAGUGAAGGAGGACAUAAAUAGUGUUGCUAGCUGGGUGACUUUAGGAUCAAAUAGUAAAUUGCCAUUAUUCUAUAAUAUGGAGAUAGUACAUUUCUCAGGGCUAUUAUUCCUUAUUAAAAAGAGCUAGGCAAAAUGAAACAUCACUCCUUCACUCUACUUACUUCCUGCCAUCCUUCCCCCUAUCUAUUUAGCCUAAAUAUAAAAUGGUUUUAAAAACCAGUCAUUGCUUAGUUGGACAAUGUGUUUAAAAUGAUGGGUUGCAAUAAAAAAUUUUAUUAAUAAAACAAGAGAAAAUAUCACAUGGAGUAAAGUAUUGUAUGUAAUAGAUCAUACUGUAACAUCAUGUCAAUAUGGGUAAUGGUUAAAAAAAAAAAAAA
Rhinolophus ferrumequinum (greater horseshoe bat) is the source of this 2963-nucleotide messenger RNA. It is a transcript of the gene KATNA1, whose product is annotated as katanin catalytic subunit A1. Lineage: Eukaryota; Metazoa; Chordata; Mammalia; Chiroptera; Rhinolophidae. Gene Ontology annotation, cellular component: microtubule cytoskeleton. Bases 132 to 1607 code for a protein of 491 amino acids. The record is from RefSeq and is a predicted model, not a curated record. Gene Ontology annotation, molecular function: ATP binding; ATP hydrolysis activity; microtubule severing ATPase activity. The transcript has 11 exons. Gene Ontology annotation, biological process: microtubule severing.